Molecule: messenger RNA, 3365 nt
Organism: Acanthopagrus latus (yellowfin seabream)
Lineage: Eukaryota; Metazoa; Chordata; Actinopteri; Spariformes; Sparidae
Gene: serp2
Product: stress-associated endoplasmic reticulum protein family member 2
Exons: 3
Coding region: 2671-2868 (65 amino acids)
Biological process (GO): endoplasmic reticulum unfolded protein response
Cellular component (GO): endoplasmic reticulum
Source: RefSeq, a predicted model, not a curated record
UGUAACAGAUUCAGAAACAUGUGCAAGUCAGCCUGAGUAAAGCUGAGUCGUCGUUCAUCAUGUUAGCCUCAGUUUAAAUUGUAGCCUGGUCCUUUUCUUCUUUGCUUUUAUUAGGUUAACAUGGCCAGACAACGUCACAAUGCGGGCCAUUUGUGGAAGAAAGUGGCAGCUUAUCACCCUGACCUUAAAAGAUCCUGCCAGCAGGCAGUUAUCGUGCUUCAGAGGCUCGAGUCUCUUGGAGCGAAAAGUACCCCCGACUGUGCCCAUAGUGUUAUGUGGAAUUAGGACUAUCUCAAUAGAUAUAUGGUUUUGAAUAAUUCUUUAUAGUUGUUCUGCCUAGUUAAAAUACUGCACCAAGGCUGCAGUUUCUUACUUACUCACAGCAAGUUUUGCAUGUUGUGUUCUGCAAUAAGAAGAACAGUAUACUUGAAAUCCUAACCCUUGAGAACUGUUUUUUAAAUUGAUGUAAAAAAAAAAAAAAAACAUGAUGGCAACACUCAGUAGAUCUACUUCAAACAAAUGCAGUUUAAUGAAACAGCCCUGAGAAGAAUCCAGCACCUUGAAGAUUACAAUGUUCAGGUUCAGCUAAUAACACUAAUAUAACAGUAAGCUAAUGUAGGCCUAGCUAAUUUAGUUGGUUGGUUAGAUUAAUCGCAGUAAGGUAAUAUUGCUAAUAUUUUGGUUUAUUACACUAGGGUAAUAGUAAGUUUAUGUAGCUAAUAUGGUGGUUUACGGUGCUAAAUUAGCAUAAUAAAUAACCACAUUAGCCACAUAAACUUACUAGGCCUACUACACUAGUGUAAGAACCAACAUAUUAGCUAUAUUAGCUUACAGCUAUAUUAGCCUAAUAUGGCAGUAAGCUAAUAUAGCUAGCUUUAUUACACUAGGAUGGUAGUAAGCUAAUGUAACUAAUAUGCUGUUUCUAUGCUUCUAAUGAAUCUACUAUUCUGGUUGAUUGCACUAAGAUGGCAGUGAGCUAAUAUAGCUAAUAUGGAGGUUUAUCACGCUAACAUGGCGGUAAGCAAAUGUAGCUAAUGUUGUGGUUGAUUACACUAAGAUGGUAGUCAGCUAAUUUAGCUAAUUUUUUCCACAGACAUCUUAUUUGAUUUGAUCAUACCAAAUAACAGAAACACAGUAUAAUACAAUGAAUAAAUAAAUACAGAGAAGGAACCUCAAUUGCUUUUAGGUUUGAGACACAAAUAAGCAUCAAAACAGUUGAACAGACUUCUUGGUUAGUCCAGCAACACUCAGAUGACCAAAGCAAGUUCAAUCAGAAAGAAAAGAAAGAUAACUAGCAGGAAUAGAGUGGUGUAGUGAUGACAUAUUUCUAUAGGCUUACCUGAAGGUUAGCAUCAGUGUGGUUCCCUUGAAAAAAGCCUAUGAGAUUAUUACAGUGGAUUUUGGUAUGUAAACAAAUAUAUGUUCUGUGGUGAACUCAAGUUUAUGAUACUUACACGUUCUGUUCAGGAAAAUAAUCUUAGCAGAUGAUUUUCAAAGCAUACAUUUCAUCUCUAGUAGUAACAAGCUAAUGUUUGGCUAUAAACAGACUACAUUAAAUCUACAAACUGUAAAGUUAGAGUAGAUCAGUUUCCACCAUUAAAGAUGGACCAGUGAGUUGAUGAGUCUCCAUGUUCGGCCUGAUGACAAUUAAUGUCUUCUACAGUCUCGUUCAGCCACUUGUUAGCAACUGCCAUUUUUAAGACCCACAUACACUAUAUGAAUGAAUUGUCGGAUAUUUGAGGAUGUAUUUUAUAUUGUAGACCGAAACUUGUAAAUAUUUUUAAACCUGUGGUGAGCACAGAUCUUAUUUCAGGCCAAUUCAAAAAACCUGUUGACUUUGAGAUGAGUUAACCAGAUGAGCGCAGACACAAACUGACCUCUGGGUUUCAAAACAGUCAGAAUGAAGAAAAUACUCCCCGAUGAGGAGAGGACAUCGAAAAACAAAACGUAAACCAUUUGAUCUCCUGCCUCAAUUUAAACUUUUGCAUUUACCUACUGCACAAAUAUUUCCACAAUUGCUUUGUGUGUUGCUUUUUAAAUGUAAUGUCUUUAUUCAUGUGAUUCAUAUAUAUGUAAAUACUUCCUUACAUCUUAGUCUGUUUCUUGCUUAUUACAGUUUUAACAAUCUUUUUAAAAAUAUAUAUAUAAUAAAUCCCUACAGACUACAGCAUCGUCUCACUAAAACUCUGACAACACAUUCCUGUGACAAAACAGAUACUUUCUCCCUGUCUGUAUUCUUUUAUUUUCCCCAAAUGUAAUCAAUUAAAUCCACCAUCGAUUACUGGAUCCUCUCUCCAGGUGCAGAGAGCAGCUGUGAGACAAAACCCCAACACGAAGCCUGUCAGUUCCUGUGAUGCCCUUCAAAAUAAAAGCACUUGCCGAUAUUCCUAUUACGCGGUUGGGAAUGUGUAUCAAACACGCGUAGUAAUAAGUCGGAGAAAAUGGAUUUAAUUUUUUCGGGUUAUUAAAGACAAAAUCCCUCUCAACACCUCCUCUCUAAAAGCCAGAUUAAUAGCCCCCUCGCUCGUAUUUUGAAAGCCGAAUCGAGCGCGUUUCCGGUGCGGUCGCGUCAGAGGUGCGCCAGCUUGACGCAGGAGGUGCUGUCGACAGCCCGCAGCCUCACAAAAUAAGACACUAAUUUAUCCCGGGUGUAAAUAAUAGCGCCGGAAGAUGGUGGCGAAACAGAGGAUCCGCAUGGCCAACGAGAAACACAGCAAGAACAUCACGCAGAGAGGAAACGUGGCCAAGACGCUGCGACCACAAGAGGAGAAGUAUCCUGUGGGUCCCUGGCUGCUUGCCCUCUUUGUCUUUGUUGUGUGUGGAUCAGCCAUAUUUCAGAUCAUCCAGAGUAUCCGCAUGGGGAUGUGAUCCAGAAGGAGCCUCUGGACUACCACCUCCCCUCCCAUCCCUCCCCCCUGCCCUCACUGAGUCCGGCUAGCCUGCACCUGCACACCCCCGCCCCCCUCCGGAGGCACAGAGACUGACGCCAAAGCUUCGGAUCCAGCAGACCUCAGAGUGAAGCUUCCCCCGACCUCCACCGCCGACACCUCCUCCACCUCCUCCACCAGCCCCUCCCAUGGACAUCUGCCCCCCCCCAACCACCACCCCCGAUCAGCGUUUACAGUGUUGCAGUCUGUGGUACUGACAAGCUUUUCUAUGGACAGUCUAAAACCACGUUGGCUGGAGAACAUGCGUGUGAUAUCACUCACUUGGCACCUUUGUGUGUGUGUGUGUAAAGGUGUGACUGUUAAUGUGAGAGUGUGUGUGGCCAGAGAUUCCUGCUGACAAUGUGCCAUAUCUGUCUGUAUAAGUGUUCGUCUGUGACGUGUGAGAAGAUCUUUUUUCAAAUAAAUGUUGAGCAUUUA